UGUGCCAAAAGAAACCUUAGUAUCGGUAGAGGCAGUUGGCAGAUGGGCAAAUUACCCAAUUAAUUGUCGGUUUUUAUUAAAUAUUUUUUUUACUGCUCAGAAAUCGGCGCUGUAUUUGUCAAUUGAUAAGCAUUGGCAAAUUGAAAUUGUGAAUAGGCUGAAUAAUAUUUCAAGCUGUUCCUUUUUUAACCUAAAGUGUGUGUCAAGUUCGGUUAAUUUUAAAACAUUCAAAUAUCCAUUAAUUGGAAUAUAUUGGUCGGCGAAUAUUAUUUCAGUGUGCUAACAACCAACGGCAAAUUCAUCGGCACCGUUUAAGACUUUUUCCCCCACCAACUGCCUUAAUUUAAAUCACUUCAGGAUGAUACCGCUUCUGAAGAAGAUCAGUGGCUUUUACAACUCCUACGUGCUGGGCAUUCUAACAAUUGGAUACAUACUGGGCGAGUUGGGACACUACCUGAUUGGCGUGACCUCAAAACAGACUGCAAUUGAGCUGGACUAUGGUGACCAUGCAUGCCAACAGAACAACACCAUGUUUAAUCGGCACGAGCUACCCACGCAGUGCGCAGAUGUGGCCAACGAAAGUAGCUGCUAUGCCUUGGAUAUAAACAGCACUGGUUAUUGCGAGUGGAACUACAAUGGCCUGGGCAUCGACUACCAAAUCCUGGCGGGGCCCACUUUCAUACUUGUAUUCACAAUUGCAGGUGUCUUUAUGGGCUUCGCGGCAGACAAAUACAAUCGUGUCAAGAUGCUGACUGUGUGCACGGUAAUAUUUGGCAUAGCCAUCAUACUGCAAGGCACAGUGAAAGAGUACUGGCAGCUGGUCCUGCUGCGCAUGGUCAUGGCCGCGGGCGAAUCUGGAUGUAAUCCUCUGGCAACAGGCAUUAUGUCAGACAUCUUUCCGGAAGACAAGCGUGCUCUAGUUAUGGCAAUUUUUAACUGGGGAAUAUACGGUGGUUAUGGCAUUGCCUUUCCCGUGGGUCGUUACAUUACUAAGCUGAACUUUUGGAAUCUCGGGUGGCGUGUUUGCUAUCUUGGUGCCGGUGUACUAACCAUCAUUGUGGCUGCUCUCACCGGCGCUACUCUUAAGGAGCCAGAACGUAAGUCCAUUGGUGAAGGUGAUCAUCAAACAGCCAGUGGAAAACCCAUUUCGCUUUGGAAAGUUAUUAAAAAUCCAGCAAUGAUCAUGCUGAUGAUUGCGGCCUCGAUACGUCAUUGCGGGGGCAUGACAUUUGCCUACAACGCUGACCUUUACUAUAACACCUACUUUCCUGAAGUAGAUCUGGGCUGGUGGUUAUUCGGCGUAACCAUUGGUAUUGGUAGUGUAGGUGUCGUGGUCGGUGGCAUAGUAUCGGACAAGAUUGUUGCCAAAAUGGGCAUACGCUCGCGUGCAUUUGUCUUGGCUGUAAGCCAGCUGAUUGCAACACUGCCGGCCUUCGGCUCAGUGUACUUUGAUCCAAUGUGGGCCAUGAUCACACUAGGCCUGAGCUACUUCUUCGCUGAAAUGUGGUUCGGCAUAGUAUUCGCUAUUGUUGUCGAGAUCGUACCGUUGCGUGUCCGCUCCUCGACCAUUGGCGUGUUUUUGUUUGUCAUGAACAACUUUGGCGGCAAUUUGCCAAUUUUGGUGGAUCCGGUGGCCAAAGUUUUAGGCUACCGUGGCUCGAUUAUGAUUUUCUAUGCAGGCUUUUAUGGCAUCAGCUCAGUGCUCUUCUUCAUCACCUGCUUCUUGCUUGAGGGCAAAGCCGAUGGUACUAACCAGGAGACACAAAAGGGCGAUCUAGAUGACGUUGACAACGCUCGUCGUACGCUUGGGCAUGACAAUGCUGUAUUCACCGUCGAUGAGUCACUUCCCUCCAAUGGGCGGCCAGCCAUGCUUCCUCAGCACCUGCAAAUGUCGAACAAUGGAUACGAUAAGUCGCAACAAAUGUUGCGUCACAAUAUUAGCAAUGUUGCAAUGAGCCCACAACACGAGAGUAGCAGACUGUAGUAAUAUAUCGCGGGUAGGCCAACGUCAAAAAAUCCAAUCAUAUACAUAUGUAUAGCAUACUUAAGGAUUUGCAUAUAUAUUUUUUUUACUAUUUUCUAAAUUAAGUUUUAAGCAACAUAUCUGUAAUGGCCCAAAAUGCUUCAUAUAAUCCUACUUUGUUUAAAUAUAUAAAAUUUAUAUUUUAUAUACGAGUAUACUUAUCGGAAUAUGAAGCCAAACGUAAACUAUUAUUAAAAUUGUUUUGUUAAUCAAA
Molecule: messenger RNA, 2237 nt
Organism: Scaptodrosophila lebanonensis
Lineage: Eukaryota; Metazoa; Arthropoda; Insecta; Diptera; Drosophilidae
Product: putative metabolite transport protein HI_1104
Exons: 4
Coding region: 359-1984 (541 amino acids)
Biological process (GO): transmembrane transport
Cellular component (GO): membrane
Molecular function (GO): transmembrane transporter activity
Source: RefSeq, a predicted model, not a curated record